Oldenlandia corymbosa var. corymbosa is the source of this 1620-nucleotide messenger RNA. NCBI's taxonomy places the organism in Eukaryota, Viridiplantae, Streptophyta, Magnoliopsida, Gentianales, Rubiaceae. The record is from the annotation of a GenBank genome assembly.
GCCAUUAUAUAUAUACUACAUCAUUCUCUCAUUUCUCCCCAAAUCCAUCAGCCUUCUCUUUUACUUCUUUUAGUUGCUGCUUCCUAGCUAGCUAAGGUAGGGUAGAAUAUAUAUAUCACUUGUAACGAGUAGUACAGUAGAAUUGGAAGUAACACUACUACUAGUACUAUUUGCAUUAUUCCCCCCAAAAAAAGAAAAAAAUUACUAGCUCGUACAUUUGAACAUCCUAGUCCAGACGUACGAUAACGUUGUAUAUCCAUCAGGUGUGUGAAAUUGAAAAUGGGGAGGUCACCAUGCUGCGAUAAAGUGGGAUUGAGGAAAGGGACAUGGACACCUGAAGAAGACCAAAAGCUCUUGUCUUACAUCCAACAACAUGGUCAUGGCAGUUGGCGCUCCCUUCCUGCCAAAGCGGGGCUGCAAAGAUGUGGCAAGAGUUGUAGACUGCGAUGGACGAAUUAUCUUAGGCCAGACAUCAAGAGAGGGAAGUUUAGUUCUCAAGAAGAACAAAAGAUUAUUCAACUCCAUGCACUUCUUGGAAACAGAUGGUCAGCCAUAGCAGCACAUCUGCCGAAAAGAACAGACAACGAAAUCAAGAACCACUGGAACACACAUUUGAAGAAGAGGCUACACAAGAUGGGGAUUGAUCCUUCAACUCAUAAGCCCAAAACCAACCCUUUCGGGUCCGGCCAACAGAGAGACAAUGCCAACCUUAGUCACAUUGCGCAGUGGGAAAGCGCUCGUCUUGAAGCCGAAUCCAGACUUGUCCGGGAAUCAAAACUCUCAUCAGUUCAAUCAUCAUCAUCAUCAUCAAUGAGGAAAACUAGCAAAGUACCACCAUUGCAGCCAAUUGUACUACCUUGUCUUGAUGUGUUAAAAGCUUGGCAAGGCACAUGGAAGUCAAGUACUCCUACUUCUAACAAUAAUAGGUUUUUCAAUCCCGGUAAAAACCUCCAAUCUCCGACCUCGACGUUACAUUUCUCCGAAAACGCUUUCCCUUCUCCGGCCACCACCUCAACCACCCCUACUACUACUAAUAAUAAUAAUGCUACUUGUUUUGGUGAAACGACUAUGCCACUUGGAGCCAUAUUGACUAAUGGAAAUGGUGGAAAUGGUAUGCAGCUUAAUGACAUUGUGGGUCAUUACCCUAAUAAUAAUGUUGAUGCUGCUUACUUUGAAGAAUCAUCACUGACGCCAGCUCCAAGUUUCUUGGAAGGAUUUGUUGAUGGAUCUUUUGGAGGCAGCUCGGGUGGUGGUGAUCUUGAGGACAACAAAAAGUAUUGGAACAGUAUCCUCAAUGGGGAGACUUAAUCCAGCAAUCUGAUCAAGUCAAAGUAAUUUUAAAUAAUCUUUAGGUACUUUGUUUUUCAAUUAAUGCUUUCUAGGAAAGCUAUUAGAAACUUGUACUUUAUUUUGUUAGAAGAAGUAGUAGUAGUAGUAAUCUAAAUGUGUUAAGGAAUAAGUUACAUGUCGAUGAAACCAUCUGAGAUAUGUAACCGAGUUUAGAACGAAAUUUUACGUACAACGUACUUUUGGCGAAUUUAUAUUAUUCCGGCCAAGUUUCUAUUUUCAAGGUUGUUAUGAUGAAAUCUCUUUGCAAUUUAUGUGUCUGUUCCCCAUGCA